AUGUGUUGUUUAAUCUUUACUUCUCCGAAUUCUCAUCUCGAAGUCGCUUCGUCUCCGGCGACCAGAACCCUGACUCCGGCGAAUUGGAUUCCACUUCCGGCAACUCUGCAGAACACGAUUCCAAACUGUGGUUUCACCAUGGCUACGGUUGGUGAAAGCUCUUCGACUCAGAAGGAAGGAGAAGAGAAGAAGCCUGUCAUUGUUAGGGUUAAGCGUAAAGUUGGACAGUCUCCGUUCGAUGCUUUCUGGUUGGAGAUAAACGAAAGACCAUUCAAACGGCCGUAUCUGGACUUAUCAAAGCUUUCUAUUCAAGAGAAAGAGGUUGUGAAGCCUAAGAAGGUGUUCUUGCAGCAUUUGGAGACUGUCACAGACUCUGAAACCACGAUUGACAUAAUCCACUCUUUCUUUGAGUCUGAUCUUAGUGAGGAAAGCUCCAGCAAAGGAAAGCUUGAGGAGCGGAAAUUUGCUUUCAAGAAAGACAAUAGAAAGGAACAGCGCCUGACCAAAGCUGUACAACAGCAUCAGACUGCUGCAAAGAAUGCUCGGUUUGAGCAAAUAUGGCGGUCUAGGAAGGGUAACAAGGAGGAGGGUGAUAAAGAACUUCAUGAGAAGUGUAAAUUCUUUGACAUUAUCCGUGUUGAUGCUGAAGAAAGUCCCAAAACCGCUCCAGAGUUAACGUCGUUGGAGGAGCAGAAGAUGCUGGCUAGUUUCUUGCCGCUCCUUAGAGAGUUUAUUCCGUCAGCAGCUGAAGAGCUUGAAGGGGAUAUCAGUUCUAGUCAUACCGAAGAAUACGUGUACGAUUACUACGCUGUAAACGAAGAGAUGGAUAUCUGUGAAGAUAGCUCUCAGCACCAGUUUCCUCUUGUCACAGUCGAGGAGGAAGAAGAGUUUUGUGAUGGAUCUGAUGAAUCAGACUACGACUCUGAUGAUUCUAAUGCUGAAGCUCAUCCAAGGACCGAGUAUCCAGAAGAGAUCUCUGAGGAAGAGGAAGAGGAAGAAGAAGAUGACGAUGACGAAGAAGAUGAAGAAGAGAAGAGUGAAGCCUCUGAUGAAUCAGAAGACGAGGAGAAAUCAGAAAGACAUGUGAGGAUGGUCCUUGGAGACGAGGAAGACGAGUUUUAUGGUAAUGCAGAUGAUGUGAAUUGUUCUGGAGAGAGCAGCGACGAUGAAGAGUUUGAGUACACUAAAUGGUCUUACCGGUGA
Molecule: messenger RNA, 1203 nt
Organism: Microthlaspi erraticum
Lineage: Eukaryota; Viridiplantae; Streptophyta; Magnoliopsida; Brassicales; Brassicaceae
Source: the annotation of a GenBank genome assembly